GCAGCAACAGCAGCAGCAGCAGCAGCAGCAGCAGCAGCAGCAGCCAGGAGGAGCGGCAGCCGCUUGCAAGCACGCACGCACGGUGGCAGGAGAGAGUGCGGCGCUACCCCUGCCAGCCCUAGGGCACUGGAGGGAAGAGAGGAGAGAUGGAGCCAGGGCUGCCCGCAGAGACGCCGCCGGCCUCGGGUACCUGCCGCCCGCCGCCGGGCAGCGCCGGGACUCUGGCCGCCGCCGCGGCAUCCCGCCCCGACGUGGCUCCGCCGUGGUGCGGCGGCCCCCGCUGCUGCUGCUGCUGCUGCUGCCGCCGCUGCCCCGCGCCCGCCGCCCGCCCCGCCGACGCCGAGAGCGGCGCGGUCCCCGCCGCCCGUCCUGCGGCUCCUGGGGCCGGGGCCGGGGCCGGGGCCGCUCCGGCGGCGGCCCCGGCGGCGGUGGCGGCGGCCGCCGCGGCUCCUCCUCCUCCUCCGCCUCCUCCGCGUCCGCCGCCGCCGCCGCGGGGCCCUAAAGCCGCCCGGCUCAAGAGGAUGGUGCGGCUGGCUGCCGAGCUGCUGCUGCUGCUGGGGCUGCUCCUGCUCACCUUGCACAUCACCGUGCUGCGCGGCGGCGGAGAGCCGCACGCCCCCUCGGCUGCCGGCAACCACAGCCAGCGGCAGAACACACUGACUGCGGAGGACCAUUCUCAUGAAGACAGUUUCACCCUGAACCCCGAGGAGCGACGAGAAUACCCCAAUCUCCAGGCUGCCCACCGGCCAUUUCCUAAGGAGCAGUUCAGGCCGGAGAGCGGGCACACGUCCUUGCAAAGAGAUGGACCCAGGUCGUUUCUCCUGGACCUCCCAAACUUCCCUGACCUGUCAAAAGCAGAUAUCAAUGGGCAGAAUCCCAACAUUCAGGUUACCAUUGAAGUGGUGGAUAGCCCUGACACAGAGCCAGACAAGGACCUGCAGAAGGAGAGCAGCAAGCCCAGCUGGCCAGCCCCAUCACCUGACUGGAGGAGCUGGUGGCAGAGGUCCUCCACACUGACUCGCAUGAGCAGCGGUGACCAGGACUACAAGUACGACAGCACCACUGAGGACAGCAACUUCCUAAACCCUCUCGGUGGGUGGGACAGCCAUGCACCCAGUCACCGGGCAUUCGAGUCCAAGGAGCAGCCAGAGUACGAUUACGUUGAUGGCGAGGGCGACUGGAGCCCGUGGUCCCCGUGCAGCGUCACCUGCGGCGGCGGCAGCCAGAAGCGCACCAGGUCCUGCGGGUACGCCUGCACGGCCACCGAGUCCCGCACCUGCGACAGGCCCAACUGCCCAGGGAUCGAAGAUACCUUCCGGACAGCUGCCACAGAAGUGAGUUUGCUCGCAGGGAGUGAAGACUUCAAUGCAACCAAACUGUUUGAAGUUGUUUCCGUUUCCUGCCCUGAAACAGAUACUGAUAGCUGUGAGAGAUGGAUGAGCUGCAAGAGUGAGUUCCUGAAGAAAUACAUGCACAAAGUGGUCAACGAUCUUCCCAGCUGCCCUUGCUCCUACCCCAGAGAAGUUGCCUACAGCACCGCUGAAAUCUUUGACCGGCUCAAGAGGAAGAACUUCCGCUGGAAGGAUGCGAGUGGUCCAAAGGAAAAACUGGAGAUCUAUAAGCCCACAGCACGGUACUGCAUCCGCUCCAUGCUGUCCUUGGAGAGCACAACACUUGCAGCGCAGCACUGCUGCUAUGAUGACAACAUGCAGCUGAUCACCAGGGGCAAAGGGGCAGGAACACCCAACCUGAUCAGCAUCGAAUUCUCAGCGGAACUCCACUACAAAGUGGACAUCCUGCCUUGGAUCAUAUGCAAAGGGGACUGGAGCCGCUACAAUGAAGCCCGGCCUCCCAACAACGGGCAGAAGUGUACAGAAAACCCGUCAGACGAAGACUACUACAAGCAGUUUCAAGAAGCAAGGGAAUACUGAGAAGACUUUCCUUUUCUUCAGAUGCAAAAUAGCAUUCGUUUCCUGGAUGCCAAAGAACUGAUGAUGGCUGCUGCACUGGCUCCUCGACAGGGGUUGGUCAGUUCCUUUCUAAUGAAUGUAUAUAGUUGUAAUAUAAUACGUAAGUAUUUUUCACAGUGUGUGUAAUUUAUAAACACAUAUCUCUCUGUCUCACACACACCUAUUUUUGCAUACAGACAUACAUAAGUCUUGUCCUGAUAGGAUUUUAUACUGCAAUAACGUUCAUGUAAUAAUGUGCAUUUCAUUUUAUUUCCCAUCUGUAACCUAAUGAAGGGGGCUGGGGGGUAGCUGCCAUCACCAUCAGGCCCCAAAGCCCCAGCUGAGGAGGCACAUACUUAAAAGUUGUUAUAAACAAUAGGAUUGAAGAAUGUACUCUUCCAUAUGGGAAUGGUUUACAAGAUUAAUGCACCUACAGCAUCAGUUUUCUCUAUAAUUGGUUUCAUGACCAGUCAUAUCUAAGGAGGGAAGAAUUUUUUUUGGAAUAGUCAAAAGUGAAUAUAGAAAAUCCCUACCAAUUUUUCUCUUGGAAUUCUUCCUGUUACCUUCUAGCUCAGGUAUUUGCAGUCCACCUGGGGUAGGCUUGCAGGAAGAUGUAGCUGUGGUUUUCCUGCGGGCCAGAAAAAUGUCCUGGUGCGGUGGUUCUGCAAGAGUUACAAACAGCCCCCUCCUGGAGACAUCUCUGAUAUGGAGCUGCAGCUGCUGGGGCUUACAUCUCCAGAGCAGCUGUGAACCUGUGAACUGAGCAUGCUGUAAGUCUUUGGAGGAGUGAGGGCAGAGAAGGAAUCCAUGUCAAAGGACCAAAAAGAUCACAGUUCCUUCCCAGUUUUUAAUAUGAAGAAUGUUCAGAUCUGCUUGUUUCUUUCUUUUAAGAAAAG
Molecule: messenger RNA, 2845 nt
Organism: Motacilla alba alba
Lineage: Eukaryota; Metazoa; Chordata; Aves; Passeriformes; Motacillidae
Gene: ISM1
Product: isthmin 1
Exons: 7
Coding region: 147-1931 (594 amino acids)
Biological process (GO): negative regulation of angiogenesis
Source: RefSeq, a predicted model, not a curated record